UAGCAAAAAGCUCGAGUCUGAAGGGCAUCGUACGGACAUGGGAGUUUCUUCAACUUCCAGGGGAUCUGACUGCAACUCUUCAUUUUCAAACAAAGAAGAUACUGGCGGCUGCUUUGUAGCCCAUGAUUCCUCAGCUGAAAUUCUGUCAACAAAGACUAUAGAGACUUCUGAUGUGAAUGUCCCAGAUGUUCAGUCAGCACAGGACAAACAUAUGUUUUCUGAUCAAUCUCUAGUAGAAAAAAAAGAGAUUACAGUCUCGUUGGAACAUAAGCCGCCGUCUAAUGAAGAUCUGGAACAUGUGAAAAAUCCCAAUGUUGAAACUCAGGGAAGUCACCAGUUUCAUUUAACUUCUGUUGAUGCUAUUGGUUUUGAAAAUACUAUAUCCUUGCAAGCUUCCAACAAAGAAUUCACUGAGAGAAAUAUGGCAAGAUGUAGUUCAAUAAUUGGGAAGCCCGAUGAUGUUCUGGAAAAAGAAACGUCGCACAUUCGCUCCGAAACUGACAUAAAGAUGACGGAGGAUUCAAGUUUGUUAAGCAUGCAUACUCCACAACGAAGGGCUAGAAGCCCAUCUCCAGGUGCCACACCUGAGAACUUAAGCAAAAGGCCUGCAACUGUGUGUGCCUUUUAUGCUAGAGGUUGGUGUAUCAAGGGAAAUUCAUGUCGGUUUCUUCAUCAGGAAGAGGACAGCAAAGAUCUCUCCAAGUCCAGUAGGGAUGGAGGUGUUUUGGACGAUACAGGUUCUCUGGGAGAAGCUGACAAAUCAAAAAUGUCUUCUCCACAUGAGAGACCAGACUCAUCAAACACUCAGAGAUUAGGACCCCGAUCACAAAUGCAAAGAGCUCUUGUCAGGGUAUAUGGCGAGGAGAACCGAAGAGAGGAAUUUCACAAAACUGAUAUUCCUCGAGUUGGAGCCACAAUACUUCGAGAUGAGUACAGGGGCCCUCUUGGGGUAGGCCCUCAGUUGGAUUAUGUGGAUGAGAGUCGACAUUUCUUGCCUAGAAGAAGCUUAGAUGAGGAGCAGGUGCAACAAGAAAUUCCCAAGAGAGAAUUUCGCAAUGAAUCACCUUUAUCUCGAGGUUAUUCAUUGACGGCUCCUGCAGUUCCAGAUGAUAGAAACUAUCUAGGUGACUCAUCUAUAUCAUCCUGUUUGUAUCCUAACAACGAUGAUCAGUUUGGCCAUGAAAGAAGAAGUGAAGACUUUGCUUUUCGAAAUUUACGUGGUUCUUUUGACUCAACUUUUAGUUAUAAGUCUCUUUCUCUUCCAAGAAGUUCUUCUCCCUACUUCUCCAGACCCGAGGUUAAUAACGUCGUGCACAAUUUGUCCAGGGAUCUUCCAGACUCUGUUAGGCAGAGAUUAGAAAGACUGAGAAGUUCUUGGGAGCCAUCUGUGCCUUUCCGGCCAUCUUUUAAUUUAGCACCUGCAAUUUUAUCUUCUGCUGGAAGUCAAUAUGAUCCACUUACUGACAGCAUAGAGCCUCAUGAUUCUAGGAAUACAUUCUUGCAAGCUUCUGAGAGGACCAUCAAUGUAAAUGUUUCAGGUACUUCUAUGGAAGUUGAUCCUCCAUUAUAUGAAAGUAAGGUAUCAGAGUACAGUAGUAAGAAAAUUCCAGGUGAAGGGAUAUCAGAUGAGAGUAAACCUGAUCAUGGUUUAAGCAAACAAACAAGUUUGGUAGUGCCAGUAACUCCUACAGAUACCGCAGUUGAUGGGGGAAGUAGUUCUGCGCCAAAAGAAGUGGACCAUAAGAUCCCUAAUCAUUUAGUUCAAAGUUCUAUUAAUGGUGCAGAUCAUGAUGGUGAGCUGAGGAAUCAGGGAGAUGAGAGCAAAAUGAGUAAAGAAUCAAAGGCAAUGAGAUUUUUCCGCGCUGCUUUGGUGGAGUUUGUUAAAGAUUUGGUAAGGCCAUAUUGGCAUGAAGGGCGUUUAACUAAGGAUGCACAUAAGUUGGUAGUUAAGAAAGCUGUCGAAAAGGUGCUUAGUGCAUUACAAGCGCAUCAAAUUCCAAAUACUGCAGAGCUAGCAAGCCAAUAUUUAUCGACAUCUCGGCCAAAGAUUUUGAAACUUGUGGAGGCUUAUGUUGAGAAAUAUGCAAAUCCUAGGCCUCUGCAUGACUGAAGCUUCUUAAUAGGAACAUGUUGGAGCAAACCCAGAAGUACAUAUAGUGCAGAUAUUGAUGCCAGUUUCUCUCAUAGGAUGCUUCUGUCUAGCCUGUAGAUUUUGAAGGCCGUAGGCUAUUUAACGUUUUUCAUCAAAGUAGCAAGGUAAGGAAUAGUUUUAGAGAACUGUGACUUGUUUUUUAAGGUUGAAAUAUAGAAACUGGAGACAGGGACUAUAUGUUGUAGAUUUCCCUUUCAAAUUUUGCUGUGCUUUAGAGCUUUCUGACGUCUCUCAUGCAGUCAUUCAUAUUACCCAGCACAAAAAUUUUUGAGGUUCUUUUAAAAGAAUGUUAAUGUUCAUAUCAUAUAAAUAAUGAUUCUUC
This is a messenger RNA of Asparagus officinalis (garden asparagus), 2474 nucleotides long. Its product is annotated as protein FRIGIDA-ESSENTIAL 1-like. Bases 38 to 2110 code for a protein of 690 amino acids. The record is from RefSeq and is a predicted model, not a curated record. Lineage: Eukaryota; Viridiplantae; Streptophyta; Magnoliopsida; Asparagales; Asparagaceae. Gene Ontology annotation, molecular function: metal ion binding. The transcript has 4 exons.